Messenger RNA from Patiria miniata (bat star), 120 nucleotides. RefSeq names its product threonine-rich protein-like. The record is from RefSeq and is a predicted model, not a curated record. The annotation marks the transcript as partial. NCBI's taxonomy places the organism in Eukaryota, Metazoa, Echinodermata, Asteroidea, Valvatida, Asterinidae. The transcript has 2 exons.
CCAACAACCACUGUUGAACCUACCACCACUGUUGCACCAACAACCACACCUGAACCAACAACCACUGUUGAACCAACAACAACCACUGUUGAAUCAACAACCACUGUUGAACCAACAACC